Molecule: messenger RNA, 3117 nt
Organism: Rotaria sp. Silwood1
Lineage: Eukaryota; Metazoa; Rotifera; Eurotatoria; Philodinida; Philodinidae
Source: the annotation of a GenBank genome assembly
AUGGGAUCAAGAUCAUCAAAACGGCAGCCUCCUCAAUCAAGCAUAACAACCUCUGAAGACUCUUCUGAUAAUGAAGUAAAUUCAUUCACAUGCGAUGAAAUACACCGUAUACCUAUCGAUCAAUCUGAUACUAUUGGAUCUCUUUACGAUGCAAGGCAGGAUCUCUUACUCAAAGUUUCAGCAUUGAAUAUUCGUUCUGCUGUGACUACAUUAGAAAAACCAGAGACGUAUCCAGAAAUAAAUAUUGGUAAACUAAAAGGCAAAAAGUUAUCUGAUGUAAUUGGUAUUGAUAAAGAAUUAUACUUGAGCAUAUACUUAAAAAUAGUAGAUUCCGAUGGAAUAUCUUCGUCAAUUAAACAUCCAUUUACAAUCAAUAAAUAUACUAGAUUCCUUUCUUAUUACUAUCCGACAAAACAAAAUCAGUUGAAUAAUAAGCAUACUAUUGUUAAAUCGAAAAAUAUUGAAAAACUAAUAGCUAACACUAAUAUAACUCACGUUGUCACUACAAUUAAAUACGGAAUUCAUGUUAUGAUUGUACUACAAUUAUCACCUAAUGAUCAAUCUGAUCUUGAUCAACUACUUGAGAAAAUAAAAGAACAGCUGACUGAAAACACUUUUGAUAUAUCAACAACUGAACAGAAUCGAUUUACUCAUACAAAAGUUUUUUCCAAUAUACCUGAUAUUGCUAGAUUAAAAAAAUUAGCUGAUGUUUGUCAAAAACUAACUGAUAUAAAAUCAGAUUUUUCACAACAUCGUCCAAUAGAAUACACUCUUCAACCAAUUAGACACUUUUGUCCAUCAUACCCGAUAGAAAAGGCAAGAUUUGUUCCACUCAAUCAACAAUACAUGGAUCAAAUAGAACCAUACUUGCAUCAGUUAUCGUUACGUAGAAGAAAAUGGAACAUAUCACUCAAUAUUGAAGAAAAACAAUUGCUUGAAAAAUAUCUUAUGCAAGCAUAUGAGGAAUUUCGACAACAAAACUCUACUGUUGCCGAACUCUAUCACGUAAGAGUAGAACAAAAGAAAAAUUUAAUUUUACAAAUUCGCAACGGAGACAUUAAACAAGAUCCACUGUCUAAACCAUUGAUCGAUACAGAAGAUGAAACAUUGUUAAAGGCAAUCAGUGAUGUUAUUAAACUCUGUAAUACAUUUAGAGAAAAAGCACAGUUAAUCGACAAUUUGAUGAAACAAGACAUCGAAUAUCUCAAUGUGAAAGAAGGUCUCACGAAAGAUGAUAACAAUUUGAAAAGAAUUAAGACACAGAUUGUGCAUGACAACGAAAAGAAAUUCAUUUAUUGUUUUGAUGAGAAAUUAGAAAAGCUAAAUUCAUCAAAUUGGAAUGCUUUCUAUACUCAAUUAAUUAAUGAACGCAAAAAUAAUUCUAAACUAGAACUCGUUUAUGCUGAUUUUUCCUACUGUUCAUGUCAAUUAUCACAAAUGGAAAUCCUACCAUCGAAAGAAAUUGACCAACUGCGAAAGGCUUCACGAGCAGAAUCAACUUUAAACUCUACGCCAUCAUCAUCCAAAACAAAACAUCCUAAUGAAUCAAAUUUAUCAAGAAACAAUAUUAUUAAUGUACUUCUUCUAGGUGAAUCUGGUGUUGGAAAAUCAACAUUCGUCAAUGCCAUUGUCAAUUACUUUAACUUUGACACUCUUCAAAAAGCUCGUUCUAGUGAACCUAUUGUACUAAUGCCUGUUUCAUUUCUUAUGACAGUUGGUGAUAAAUUUGAAGAAAAAAUCAUUCGAUUUGGUGAUGAAGAUCCCAAUGAGAAUCAUCAUCAUCCAGGUCAAUCAGUAACUCAACAUUGUAGAUCAUAUGUUUUUACUAUUGAUAGUCGAACGAAAGUAAGACUAAUUGAUACACCUGGAAUGGGAGAUACUCGUGGACUUGAUCAAGAUGAUCUCAACAUGGAACAUAUAAUAUCAUUUAUUACUAAUCUAUCACAUUUAAAUGCUAUUUGUAUACUUCUUAAACCUAAUGAAUCAAAACUAAAUGUUGUUUUACAUUCAUACUUUAAUCGAUUAUUAAGCUUUCUAGGUGAAUCUGUUCAUCAUAAUAUAAUUUUUUGUUUCACUAAUACUCGAGGAACAUUCUUUGCACCUGGUAAUACUGGACCUUUACUCAAAUCAAUGCUUGCGUCAUGUUCAUUUAAGGAUAUUCUAUUUAAAAAAACAAAUACAUUUUGUUUUGACAAUGAAUCAUUUCGAUAUUUAGUUGCCUGUAAAAAAAACAUCGAAUUCGAUGAUUAUCAAAAAGAAGAAUACCAACACAGUUGGGUAACUUCAGUGAACGAAACAAAUCGUCUUAUGCAAUAUGUUUGUAAAGAACUGAAGCCUUCUUUACAAAAGGAUUGGACAUCCAUUGAACAUGCUCAAUUUCAAAUCAAUCGAAUGAGUCGACCUUUAUUGGAAACAAUAAAAAAUACAAUACGAAAUAUGAUAUUACUGAAUAAGAGUUCAUCUAAAUCAUUAAUAAGAUUAUGUCCAAGUUCUGUUAAUACUAAUUCAUAUAUCUGCAUGGAAUGCAAGCGUUCGAUUAUAAAAUAUGAUGACAUUUGGAUUUUGCGAGAUGAACUACAUAUUCUUUCAGAUCGAUGUGACCGAUGUCAGUGUGAUUUGUCACGACAUUCUAAAGCAAAUUAUAUACUUAAGUAUGAACCGUACGAAAAGAAACAAAAACCAUCUCUUGAUGAGAUGAAGACCAAUUUAGAUCAAUUGAAACAUAUAAUUAUCCAAUUUGCUUAUUUUUAUAAGUAUCUUGUUCAUAUGACAAAAGAAAAUGAUCCCCUAUUAUCUGUUCUGAGUAGAAUGAUCAAUGAAGAAAAAACUAUUUGUUCAUACAAAGAAAAUCAUAUUCUUAAUGCAAAUUUAUAUGAUGAACUAAAAAGCUUUAGAAAUGAAUAUGAAAAAGUAUGGCCCGUCAAAAUGUCAAACCAAAAAUCUUUAAGUUUAAUGAACGUAUACAGUUUAAUAAAAAAUGCUCGUGAAAUGAGAGAAAUUAAUGAACAAUUAUCAAUGAUGAAACAAACGGAAGAUAUCUAUAUGAAUGAACAUGAAAAACAGGUGUCGAAAGGUUCAGUCAAUAAUGGAAUUGACAAAAUUCAUAAAAAACAUUGA